CUCUACAAAAUUCAUUAAUAAAUUUUGAUUAAUUUUCUUUUAAAUUUGAAAAAAAUUCAAAACGGCCUCAAAAUUUUCGCUAGUAAUGUCUAAAUCUUCAGUUUAUCCUCUCUACGCCAUUGAAUCCUUAACACCUCUAUGUCAACAUCAAAAAAUUCCCCAAACAAUUCGCACUGUAUUCCAUCAAGAUAAACCCAUACGUUUGGUGGAACAUAUGCAUCUAACGAAAAUUGGUCAAUGUUCUUGCAAUCUAUGCGAAAAACGAAACAAAUCUUUUUGUGAAUGUCUGUGGAGGGAGAAUUCUGAUGCUCGAACUAGAAGAGAUUUAGAAAACUACAGUUUUAAAUGGCAAUCACCAGUGAAAAGUGAAGAAAAAGGUGCAACAUUUUGUAAUCGUUUCAAUAACAAAGAGAAAUUUAAGACAAAACCUUUUAAUUUUAUGCAAAAAUUUCGUCGUAAUUAUAGAAAAUCGAAACAAUUUUGGUGCAAAACUAAAGCAGUAGAAGCUGAAGAUACUUUCUAUUGGAUUUUGAAACCCAAAGAGAAAAUGUUCUCUUCCGAAACGGAUUUAAAUAGAAAAUUACAAAUUAAAACUUUAAGAGAAGAAAUUUUAAAGAUGAUUAAGGAAAAAGAGUUAAAAUUGAAUGAAGAGCAAAAGAAAGGCAUGGAAAAUGAAAAGAAAAGUAAUAAAAGUUUAGAUAAGGAAGUGGUUCACAAAAGCUUGGCUUUAGCAAAGUCACAAAACCAACAGCAGGUAGCGUACAGCAAAAGCUCUUCAAUUAAAAGUUUAGACAAACAAAACGAAGAGAAUUUGCAAGUUUUGCUGUUGCCUUCAGAAAGUAAAAGAAAAAUUGCUUUAAAAGAGAAUAAAGCUCAAGUAGACAAAAGCUCUUUAGCCAAGGCAAACAGCCAAAGUAAAAAUCUAAAAAUGGGAAAACUUCAAACUAAAUUGAGUUUUCUAAAAAAUCCGCAAAGUUUUGUGGAAAGUAAACAACCGGCAGACAAUUUACAAAUCUCACAGACAACUGAGCAAUUGCUAGAACAAGCAGAGAAAGGAAAAAGCUUUUCUAGUUCAAAAACUAAAAAUGAGCUUCAAACUAAUCAAAAUAAUUUAGAAAACGUUAAGAAAGGUACAAGUUUUUUGUGUAAUACAAAAGUGAAAGCUUUUAAAACAACACCUUUGAAAAGCUAUAAACAGCGAAAAAGCUCUUUAAGGGAAAUUAAAAGUUUUACUAAAAAACAACCAAAUUCUCAAAGAUGUGCAUGCGAGAGAUUGAAUAAAACAAAGUUGGCAUCAAAAACAAAAAGCUUUUUACAAAAAAAGUUUUCUGGAAAAAAGCUUGAUGUAAAAGAAAGCUGCAAAGAAGAAUCUAAAAGCUCUUUAGGCAAAAUUGAUGAUAAAAAUAAAGAUAAAGCUGAUGAAAACAAACUUAAACAAACAAAAAGUUUUGCUGAGAAGUUAUCAAAGGAUAAGCAAGUUAAUGUGAAAGCUAAAAGCUCUCUAGAAACAAAAAUAAACAAACAACAUAAAAAAGUUAAGCUGGAAACAAAAAAUUUGUCUAAAAAUGAUUUAAAACACAACUUAAAGGAAAGAAGCUCUUUAACGAAAUGUGAAGAUAUAUUAAAGCUUAAAAGCCCUCAAAGUAAAUGUAAUGUAAAUGCAAUAGAAGAGAAAUGUAAUAAUGAAAAUUUAUUGCAAAAUAAACAAAAUUCUCGCGAAAGUUUAGCUAAAUUAAACAAAAGCUCUGUUACAAAACUACAUCCACCACUAGAGAAGAGUAAAACGAAAAGCUUUUCAAAAUCUAAAAUGGAUAUUCCUUUACCACAAACAAAUUCAGUUUUAAUACAUUACAUACGAAAUAUAACAAGAGCUAAAGCUUUUAAAAGCUCUGCUAAAAGAAAAGAAAUUAAAACGAAAACAAAACUUCAGGCGAAAAGCUCUACAGAAACUAAUAAAACAACGCCAAAAAUACCAAUAUCUCUACAAAAUGUUGAGCUUAAUCAAAGCUCUUUUACCGAGGAACAAAUUAAACAGGAAAAGAGAGUGCAUUUGAAAAGCUUACGCAAAACAAUAAAAAGUUCUUUAAAGCAAACUAAAACCCUAGAGGAAAAGCAGGCCAAAAUGAAAAGCUUAAAAGAGUUUAAUAAUAGUUUAAAUAAGUCAAAUAGAAGCGGCAAAACUUUAAGUCCAAUAACUUCAUUAAACACCUACAAUCAUUUAAUGCAGUCCGUAGUACAGAGAUACCCCAAAAAUAUGAUGCCCAAAACAUACAAAGAAGAAAUUUCACGAGUUUAUGAAGAAAAUCACCAAAAAACUAAAGCUUCCCUAGAUAAACCUGUAACCAUAGUCGAAUUUUAUACCCAAAUGAAUGCUUUCAGUGAUUUACAGCUGAAAAGCUCGGAUAUACUUAAACCAGAAUCGAAGUUAGACAAGAAAAGUGAAGAGAAAUCAAAGAAAUUACAAACGAAUUCAUUAGAAACUCAAAGUAUGACAUCGUCACCUGCUAAAAAGCCUUCUCUAAAGCUUAAACAGACCACAAAAUUCUCUACCAGUUCCUGCUAUUCCAAAACUUUAGAUAAAUUAACAAAUUUAGGAAAACCUAAAACGAGAAUCCAAUUAAAUAGAAUACAAUUUGAAUUUGCUAAAGAUCCCUUAAAGGUGUUAGAAGAUGUGGGCUUUCAAACGUUAAAAACGAAACGUAAGAAAACUAAAGAGAAAAAGUUGUGAAAUUGUUGUAAAAAAGCUCUAAUGUAAAAAAGCUUUAAAACUGAAACUAUU
This is a messenger RNA of Lucilia cuprina (Australian sheep blowfly), 2779 nucleotides long. Its product is annotated as thyroid receptor-interacting protein 11-like. NCBI's taxonomy places the organism in Eukaryota, Metazoa, Arthropoda, Insecta, Diptera, Calliphoridae. The record is from RefSeq and is a predicted model, not a curated record. Bases 86 to 2728 code for a protein of 880 amino acids. The transcript has a single exon.